Molecule: messenger RNA, 672 nt
Organism: Schistosoma bovis
Lineage: Eukaryota; Metazoa; Platyhelminthes; Trematoda; Strigeidida; Schistosomatidae
Source: the annotation of a GenBank genome assembly
AUGGUUACUGAGCAACAACCUGAGGAGUUCGCGUUUCAGGCUGAGAUCGCCCAGCUCAUGAGCCUGAUUAUCAACACUUUCUACUCCAACAAAGAGAUAUCUCUUCGUGAGCUUAUAUCUAAUGCUAGUGACGCUCUGGACAAGUUGAGGUAUAAGAGUUCGACUGAUCCAUCAGUUCUUGAUUCCGGAGAAGAUAUGUAUGUCAAGUUGAUACCCAACAAGGAGGCUGGAACUUUGACUGUCCCGGAUACUGGUAUUCACAUGACGAAAGCAGAUUUGGUUAAGAAUUUGGGUACGAUCGCUUCCUCUGGCACGAAGGCAUUUAUGGAGGCUCUGGCUGAUGGUGCAGAUAUAUCGAUGAUUGGUCAAUUUGGUGUAUGUUUCUAUUCUGCCUACCUUCUAUCCGACCGGGUUCAAGUAGUGACGAAAAAUAAUGAUGACGACCAGUACAUUUGGGAGUCGUCCGCUGGUGGAACUUUCACAAUCGCACCAGAUGACAGUGAGUUACCAAAACGAGGCACUAAGGUGAUAUUGCAUCUCAAAGAAGAUCAACUAGAUUUUCUUGAAGAGAGAAAAAUUCGAGAUAUAGUGAAGAAACAUUCUAAUUUUAUUAACUAUCCCAUCAAGUUGGUUGUUAAUAAAGAGCGAACCAAGGAAGUGUCUGAUGAUUAG